AUGGAAGGACGGGAUUUCGCUGCUCCGGCGCACCUCAUAUCAGAGCGGGGCGCCCUGGUGCACCGAGCCGCCUCUCGGAUCGCUCCCUCGGGCCACAGCUCUGUGCAGCACGCCGGUCACUUCCCGCCGGGGAAAUACUACCCCUCGCACAUACCAAUGGCUCCCCACUCAGGCAGUGGAUUGAUGGGCAAUUCCUCCGCCUCCUUCAUGGGGACCUUUCUGGCCAGUAGUCUGGGUUCCCCCCCUUCCCACCCGUCUCACCCUUCCCGGCCGCCCUCCUCGCCCUCCUCACCUUCCUUCCGGGGCGGACCCCAUUCCAGCGCCUCCCAAAUCUGGUUCCCCCAUUCGCAUGAAGCUGCUCCAGGGUAUCCUCGAUUCUCAGGGAGUCUGGCCCACACUUUCCUACCCAUGAGCCACUUGGAUCACCAUGCCAACAGUGGAGUCCUCUAUGGGCAACACCGUUUCUAUGACACCCAAAAAGAGAACUUCUAUCUUCGAGGCCUCCCGUCCCAGCCACCUCUCAUCUCGGCCAAUCACAGUCUGCCACCAAUGUCCAGGGCAGGUUCAGGACACUCUCAGGGGUCCUGCAGCAGAGAUAGAGAUCCAGGGGUAGUGGCAGGUCUACAUAAGGGUCUUAAAGAGGGAUCUGUGGAAAGAGGAGUAGUACCUGUCAAGGACAAAGAGAGGUCCAGUAGCAAACAGGAGGCAAAGGAGAGACAGCAGCAGCAACAGCACCACAGUCACCAGCCACCCCAGCCCACACACCACCACCAUUCCCACUCCCAUCAGCAGCACCCACACUAUCCACAGCAUCCACUGCCCCUGGAGGAAGUCAACAGUCGGGCACUGGAGAGGCAUAAGGCAUCACUCACAAUGGAGUACAGCAAGGAACACCCUCAGAGUAUGAGCAAGCCCCUCAGUGCCUGCUUGCACAAUGGCAAGAUGCAAAAUGGAGAUGCAGGAACUGCAGCAGGGGCUAAGGCCUCCAUGUCCAGUUGUGGAGGGGAGGGCACAGCACUUGGGGCUAUGGGAGGUGGGGGGAGCAGUCAGGGCAGACAUAUGGUGUCCAGUGGCAGUAGUCGCUGCACCAAAGAGGGUGUAAGUGGGGAGAUGAGGAUAAGUGAACAACCCUCAGACUGUCUCGAAAGGGGUCAGGCACCACUCCACCACUCUCUGUCCUACUCUGUACCCCCACCUUUACAUAUGGGUUCUGCUGCUGGAGGGACACAUCCCCACCCACAUCCUCAUGCUCAUGCUCAUCCCCAUACACAUCCUCACCCAGGGGGCUUUCACUGCCUUCAGCUCCACCCUAGCCACCCACACCAUCCACAUCAUUCCCAUCAUACACACCACCACCCAGACUUUUUCUGUCCGCCCCCUCCUGCACCUCUAGCCAAUCCUGCCUCACACGAGAGGGGGCCAGCCAAUGCGGGGCGAGAACCUAAAGUCACAGGGCCUACAUUUGUGCCAUCUGUGGCAGACCUGGGGGACAAAUCCAGUGGGCCAUUCCAGCUUGGUAACCCUGAUUGCCAGGGUGUGGGCGGUGGAGGGGGAGGCAGCAAUACAAAGGAAAAAGUAAUAGAAAAGAACGGAGGCGGUGGACACCAUAGUAAUUGGCACAGAAAGCAGCAACAACAGCAACAGCAGCACCCAUACAGAAAGACAGAAAAGGCUCCAGAAUGGCUGCAGUCCCACCACCAACACAUUCAGCCCUCACAGCUUCCUCAACCUCCUCAACAACAGCCUCCACAUCCCCAACAGCAGCACCAGGUUGUACGAUCACGCAGUGCUGAGUGUAUUAACAGUGGUGUGGACAUGGAUGUGUUCAGACCCUCACUAUCCCAGGGGCCCAAGACUGGACACUCUGUCCCUCAUUCUGUCAACACUUCUCCUUACAGAGACUGUUCCCAUCCAGGACCCCCACCUAACUCCUCUCCACUUGGAAGUAAAAGCAUGGGUCAACAUAGUGGGGCUGGAGCCGCUCAUGGCCCUGGUCCUGGAGGUAUCUGCUCCUUACAGAGAGAUGGCCAAAAGGUAGCCAGAAUUCGCCACCAGCAGCAUGGCAGACCUGGCCCAGAUGCUGCUUCUCCAGCUGAGCUGAACCAGGCGACUAGUCAGGAGAUGAAAAGAAAGAUGGACAUGUCCACUUAUGGUUACAGUAACAACAGUGGGCAGCAGCACCACCACCAGCAGCCCCCGGUGCCACCCUGGGCCAUGAGGCCACCUCACCACAUGUCACAACCAGAGGAGGAACAGAGGAAGUCCUACAUGGAGUUAGGGGCCAGUGGUGGGCAACAUUCCCAACAGCAGCAACAACAGGGAAUUAACCUGCCUCCUCCUCAGCCUCCCCCUGCACCUCCCCUCAGUCAGCAACAGCAGCAGCCUCAGCAGCAACCUGAGCCCCAGGGCCCAACUCAGGGGGAGAGCAGUGCCAUGAAAAGCUUACUUAAGUACAGCAACCAGCAACAGCCACUGCUCCUCUCCCAGAAAAGUCCUUUCGGGGGGCUGGGAAGCCUCAAAUCAGGUCCUGCUGGGGGGAGCUGUGCCCUACAGGGUAACAAACAGACUCUACCUUCCAGGAAGGGCCCAGCCAAUGACAACGAGCGCCCUGAUUAUAAUGGGCGAGGCCGGGAUAUUGGGGAAGCUGGUCAUGGGGAAAGUGAGGUACGACAGCCACCAGUGGGAAUUGCAGUGGCGGUGGCCAGGCAAAGGGAGCCAACUUGUCGUUCAGCAGACAGUCAUCCCAACAGCCGACAGGGAAGGGUACAUCCCUCUGUGAAAGGACCACCACGCUCCAUGUAUCCUUCAGAUCCUUCCACCGAAGAGGAAAGGAAAAGGAUGAGUGGGGAACAGAUAAGUCUGACUUGUUUGGACAGAGAGAGAGAAGCAUAUAUCAGGGAUAACAAGGAAAGGGUGGAGUUUGCAAGGAUCCACCCCUCCAACAGCUGUCAUGGGGACCUCACCUCUCAUCUCAUGGUCCCAGGCGGGACUUCCCUCCAGUCUGGCCAAUUAGGAGAUCCUGCUGCACAUUCUGCUCACCAUCAUUGGAUGCCAAGAACUGGAAGCCCAUCCCUCUGGAUGACAGGACACUCUUAUGCAGGUAUAGGCCAUACAGCUCUGCACCAGAAUCUGCCGCCGGGUUUUUCUGCAGCCAUGUCAGGCCCUCUACAGCCAGUCCUGCCUCUGCCUCAGGACCCCUCUGCUCAACUGGUGGUCCUGCCCACUGACUCUCCUGCCCAUCCUGCAACCCAUCACCUGGAUGUUAUGGAACAGCCAGGGCUUUGGCCCCCUGUGUAUGGUGCCCGGGGCCCACCCUCCCACAUGCAACAUCCUGCUGUGUACUCCCGAUCCCAGUUUCUACGGCAACAGGAGCUGUAUGCUCUCCAGCAGCAUCAACAGCUCCAGCAUCAGCAUCAACAUCAGCACCAGAGCCACCAGUCACAGCAAACACAACCACAGUCCCAAUCGCAGCAGCAGCAGCAGCAGCAGCAGCAUAGAGCUGGACAUGGCAUGGACACGCAACAUCAAACCACUCACAAUGCACAGAUGCAGAAGAGACCAGAUGUGGCCUCAGUUGAACUGGAGGAACUUAUUUCAGAACCCAGGACGUCUAAACCUGCCAAGCCCUACUCUUACAACCCGACUCAGAGGAACACCUCUCCCCCUGGGGCCUGCACUGCUCACCUGUCCCCUUGCUGUCAGUCCCCGUCACUGCGACCAGAUCCAAAAAGCACUCCUUCUACACCUUGCCCUGCUCCUAGCCCUGCUGUUACAGCCCCUCACUCGCCUGCCAUCAGUCCAGCCCCACCUCAGAUGCCCAAGGGGGCAGAAUCCCUGGACAAGAGAGGAGAAGGGCAACCCCCACAGGACUACCCAGAGUCUUUGGAGCCGGACUUGCCUCCUGGGUACACCUACCCUGCUAUUGCAAUUGGCUACAGGAGCGGGCCCUCCCCUCAGGAUGUUCAACUGGCUGAGCCAGCUGACCUGGAAGCAGUCCAAGUUGAACCUGCUGAGCAUGCUCCCCAGUCUCUCUCCAGCCUAGGGGAGGAGCUAGACUGCCAAGCAGUAGUCAGACCCCUCCCAGAGACACUCCCACACAAGGAAGGGGAGCAGGAAGAGGAGGAAACAGUGGUUGAGAGAGUCCUGGAACAGAGGGAGGAUGUGAAGGUUGCAGUGGUGACAGCAGCCAACUAUGUGCCUGGAGAGAAGGAGGUGGAGGAGCAGGGGCCCGCUGAGGAAGAGGUGCUGGUUUGCCCCCCUGCCGACAGCCCUGUGUGCGAGGCUGCUUCCUGUCCAGUUCCCCUCUCAACAGAGGAACCUGAAAGGCCAGAGGCUGUCAUCACCUUGGAAGAGGAAGAAGAUGAUGAGGCAGCGGGUGAGGAGAGCCAGGUGGAGCAUGCUCAAAAGGUCAACAUGCCUGGAGAGCAGCAGCCAGAGCUGGCCACCAUCAUUGAGCUUGACCCUGCUUCCACUGCAGCCCCUGAAGUGCAGUCCUCAGCCCCUGAAGAAGCAAAUGACCAUGAGGAGCAGCACGGGAACAAGACAACCCCCGUGGACACCUCAGUGGAUUUGUUGUGUCUUUCCCCUGCCUCAGCUUGCACCCCUAGUCCAAACCAGGCAACUGUCACCUUGCCCCACAAACCUCUUGUGCCCUGCUACUGGAGUCUGGAGCUUCUGAUUGCUGCUGCCUUCUGUACAGAUGUACCCCCAUUUCCGUUGUUCCCUUUCAGUACGCCUUCAGUUGCCCCGUCACAGCCCAACCCCCACCAGGGUAUGGAGCUUCUGAGUGAGCUGGCAGAUCUGGAGCUGCAACAGCAAAGGCACACCUGUGGAAAAAGCCAGGAAGAGGAGUUGCUGAUGUUUGACCUCCAGAGCCUUGCUACCCUGGCCACAGCCCGAGCACUGGAGAUGGGCUCCCAGGAAGCCAGCAGUACGGGUUCGGGCCGGCACUUCCCAGCCCGCAGAAUCCUCAAUUUACGUAGGAAAUGUAGCUGGACACCUCGCAAUGAGCCAGUGUGCCCAGCUAAAGGUAGCAUGGAAACAAUGGAUGGUCCGGAGCUUGCAAUGCGUGUGAAAUUGGCUGAACUACAGCGUCGCUACAAAGAGAAGCAGAGGGAGCUGGCCAAGCUUCAGAGGAAACAUGAUCAUCAGAAGGAGGAAACACCUCGCAGCCCAGCACGACGAGGACCGGGGCGGCCAAGGAAGAGGAAACCCACCCUCACUAUGGGUCCAGUGUCCUCAUCUGAGAGCCAAAGAAAAGUCAAGUCUAUGGGGGCAGGCCAUUCCCUGACACCUGAGGACCUAGGAGGGGGUGGAGACAGCCAGAGAAGGAAGAAGAGGCUGUCCAGUCGAGGUUUUGAGCGACUCAGCAGCACACAGCAGAUAAAAGCGCAGGGCUGCAGAAAAAGCAGUCUUCACAGUGUGCUCAGCUCCAAGCUGGCCGGUGAUGUGGCUCAGCUCAAACAGAAGGCCCAGGCUAAAAAGAAUUUCUCAGGGAUGGGCUCCAGGGACAAGGAGGUUUCGCCUUGCAACUCCAACCACAAGCAUGGACACAGAAGCCAGGGCACCAGUAAAGCUGAGUUCAGGCGAGAGUCAGGGGGACAAAGUGACACAGCAGCCAGUGUGGACAGUGGCCCCCAGGAGAGCUGGACUGGACUGUUGCGACGUGGACGUAAAAAGGGAAGCACCACCUUGACACAGGGUUCCUCUCGUCUGAGCCAGCCUAGAUCGAGGGCUCUUCGUGGCCAGAGACAAGAGGCAAUGGAGGUGGGAGAAAGCUCCCCUCCAGAGAGUGACUCCUCUGAUCAAGAAGAUGAAGAAGAGGAAGGCAGUUAUGACACUGAUGAAGGUCAAGACUUCAGAGUCCAACCCCCCAGAGAUGUUACUUCUAGCUCCUCUGUGACAGGUCCGAGUCCCUCAUCUGUUGUAAAACUAGAGGCCAAUCAGAAAGCGAGGAACAAAAAACAGAGACAGGAGCUUUAUGGCUCUCAGAGUCUGUCUCGAGCAGAGGGGGAGGUCAAAGUGAGAAAGAAGCCCCCCUGUAGGCUGAGCCUGGCCACUGCAGUCAAAACCCACCAUGAAGAUCACCGCCCUGAGGGGGUUAGGAGGCCAUGUGGACCACGGUCCAAGGAGCCUCGGUGGGGAAGCCAUGGGACCAGAGGCAACCGCUACCGGAGGAGCAUGGGACUGGCCACCUUUCCAACCACCAGUGAGAGGCUAAAGAGGGCGACGCGCAAGAGCACUGUGCUGAGAGGAGCAAUCAAUAAGCGGAGAAAUUGCUGGUCUGUCCAGUCCCCUUCUCCAAACAGUGAGGAGGGUUGCAGAGGCCGAAGGGGCAGGGACCAACAGCCAAAAGGACGAGCAGUAAGUCGGCUGCUAGAGAGUUUUGCAGCUGAUGAGGGCUUUCAGAUGGAUGGCAGCAGCUUCUCCGAAGAAGAGGAGGACAACAGCUGUUCGUCCAGCAAAAGUCUUGAAGCUCCUAAUUGUGUCCUAACCAAAGAACUCUUAACUGACGGACUGAAGGUGCUGAUCUCAAAGGAGGAUGAGCUUCUAUAUGCUGCCAGGAUCCACACUCUGGAGCUUCCAGACAUCUUUAGCAUUGUUAUUGAUGGUGAAAGAGGAAACCGCCCAAAAAUCUAUUCAUUGGAUCAACUGCUACAGGAAGCUGUCCUGGAUGUACGUCCAGAGUCAGAGGCUAUGCUCACUGAAGGAACCAGGGUGUGUGCUUACUGGAGCGAACGUUCACGCUGCUUAUACCCUGGCUAUGUUCGCAGAGGUGGUUCGUCUGAUGAGGGGAAGCAAGGAGGAGUGAUGGUAGAAUUUGAUGAUGGAGACAGAGGAAAGAUAUCUCUUCCAAACAUUCGCCUCCUGCCACCAGGAUACCAGAUUCGCUGUGGGGAGUCACCCCCUGCCCUGCUAGUACCUAGUGGGACAACAGCCAAGAGAAAUUCCAGUCUGGAGCAGGCCCCCAUCAGUGACAGACCCUCUGACAGACACAACACUAUCAAUACUGUAACCAACAACCAACCUCUUACACUUCAUAAAAGAAGACCAGGGAGACCAAAGGGUUCUGGGAAAAAACAAAAGCAACAGCAAGCUGAGAAUGCCAAUAAAAAUGCUUCACUUUUCUUGGGUUGGCCUUCGUUGGCCAACACCAGGAAGCGGACAUCCGACAAUCCAUUUCAACUCAAUGGGACACCCAGGAAGGCCAUGAGAGGGAAGGAAGAUGACCUUUUCCCCUUGCCUCAGAUCCAGCCACUGGCCUCCACCCCAGCCAAAGGGCUUUUUAGCAGCAGCUCUUUCGAGGUGGACUCCUUCAGCAGCAUUGCAAAUGGCUACUCCUCCUUCUGUACUCAGUCCACAGGACCAGGUCCUGGUUUAUCUCUGGGCCCUAGAAGUGGGCUCUAUGGCCAUAGGCGCAGGCAAGAUGACCUGGUAAUGCCAAGGGGCAGGAAGUCUGGACAAGAGUUCCUGGUCAAGUUGGAUCAUGAAGGUGUGACCUCCCCCAAGACAAAGAACAGCAAGGCUCUACUUUUGCGAGGUGGAUCUUCCAGUGUGAGUGGUAUACCCAGGACAGAGGCUUACUCACAUCCAGUCCUGCUGGUUAAAGACAACAAAAAGGGUGGUGCCUCCAGGGUAGAACUACUCCUAAAAGGAACAACACCCCAAAGAAAACCCUCUGCUUCUCUGCGUCUGGGGGAAUAUGGAGACAUGGGCUUCAGCUCCCACCGGGAGUGUCACAGUUCCUACUCUGAUCUGGAUGAUGAAGAGGAGGAAGAAGAAGAGAGGAGGAGGGCUGCACUGGCUGCAGCCUCAGGAGGACUAAGGACAGCUGGCCGUUUCCUCUCUCGUCUCUCUGUCUCCUCCUCCUCCUCUGGUUCUUCCAGCUCCUCCUCUUCUGGCUCUCUCUCCAGUUCCAGCCUAUGUUCCUCUGACAAUGACUCCUCGUACAGCUCAGAGGAUGAGGAAAGUUCUACUCUGAUGCUGCAGAGUUGUCUGUCUUCCCACCGGGGGCUCCUGCAACCCACGGAACCCUCCACUUCUUCAAGGUCGCACCAGCACUCCUUUGUGGCUAAAGCUGUGGCUGUUUCCAAUAGCAAAGGAGUCCUCCCUGAACACAUCUCCAGCAGCAAGUCCCUGAAGAGGAAAGAAUGCAGCAGUUCCACCUCUAAACCAUCUAAGGAUUCUGUGAAGAAACCUAGGAUGCUUCCUGAUGACACUCCAUUUUUUCCUAGGCCCAAGAUGUCUGCUUUCCUUGCAGGACGACAAAGUUGGAGGUGGUCAGGAAACCCUACACAGAGGCGAGGUCUAAAGGGCAAGGCCAGGAAGCUUUUCUACAAGUCCAUUGUGCAAGGCAGAGACACAGUGAAAGUGGGAGACUGUGCUGUGUUCCUCUCAGCUGGACGCCCUAACCUCCCAUAUGUAGGUCGAAUUGAGAAUUUCUGGGAAUCCUGGACCUCCAGCAUGGUGGUCAAAGUCAAGUGGUUCUACCACCCUGAAGAGACCAAGCUAGGCAAAAGGCAUCGAGAUGGCAAGCAUGCUCUGUACCAGUCCUGUCAUGAGGAUGAGAAUGACGUCCAGACAAUCUCUCAUAAGUGUCAGGUGGUGAGCAGGGAGGAGUAUGAGUGUCUGACUCGCAAUCAGAAGCCGAACAGUACCUCCCCAGACCUCUACUACCUGGCUGGGACGUAUGACCCCACCACUGGUCAGCUGGUUACUGCUGAAGGGGUUUCCAUCCUUUGCUGAACCUCCAUAAGGACACUACUGAAAUAUUCCUCUGGAGGAAGGCUCAAAGUCCAAUACUUUACCUUCAACACCCUCCAGCCAUGUGAGACGACGUGUUCCUUGGUGUCAAGGACCAGCAACAAAACAGGGCUGUCUGGGGUUACACACUGGAGUCUAUGGGUGUCUAACCUUCGUGGAAGUGAAGGGGAUGUCCAUAUCUAGUUGAUCGUUUCAAGGAGAAUGAUAGAAG
Molecule: messenger RNA, 8974 nt
Organism: Scomber scombrus (Atlantic mackerel)
Lineage: Eukaryota; Metazoa; Chordata; Actinopteri; Scombriformes; Scombridae
Product: BAH and coiled-coil domain-containing protein 1
Exons: 28
Coding region: 1-8745 (2914 amino acids)
Molecular function (GO): chromatin binding
Source: RefSeq, a predicted model, not a curated record